Molecule: messenger RNA, 717 nt
Organism: Ruditapes philippinarum (Manila clam)
Lineage: Eukaryota; Metazoa; Mollusca; Bivalvia; Venerida; Veneridae
Product: heat shock 70 kDa protein 12A-like
Exons: 1
Coding region: 1-717 (238 amino acids)
Molecular function (GO): ATP-dependent protein folding chaperone; ATP binding
Source: RefSeq, a predicted model, not a curated record
AUGGAGGCUAGACUUACAAUCAACAGAGAGAUGCUGGAAGAAUUAUUCAAGCCAUCAGUUGAUAAAAUCAUUAGCAAGUUGGUUGAAGUACUAGACCAAUGUGAUGAAAAUGAAAUGAAAACAAUCAUUUUAGUUGGAGGAUACAGUGAAUCUCCCUAUGUAAGGGAGAGAAUUCAGUCAACAUUCAGUAACAUGAGAGUUAUCCUUGUAGAUGAUGCUAGACUGGCGGUGUUAAAUGGGGCAGUGAUAAUGGGCUGGAAACCUAAAAACAUCAUACAACGUAGGUCCAGGUACACUUAUGGAUUUGUGAUUAGACAACCAUUCAGAGUCGGAGAAGAUCCAAAACAACUUAGGGUUAAUUGUGAUGGGGUCAUUUAUUGUGACAUGAUAUUUAAGAAAAUGAUAGAAAAAGGUCAGAUAGUGGAGUAUGGACAGACAUUUAUAUUUCAAGGGUAUGAUUCAGCCACUUCAGCAGGACAAAAACGCAAAGUGAAAAAUGUACAUCUAUAUAGAUCUACCCAAAAAGAUCCUCAUUACUGUAGAGAGGAGGAGGACUGUAGCUUAGUAGGAACAGUAAAAACUAAACCACCAUCAGAUGGAUGGCCAGAUAUGUGGGACUUUGAUCUACAACUUAUUGUUGGUGAAACUGAGUUCACUGUGAAGUGUUUAAAUCUUAAAACAGGACAAGAAUAUGAAGCACAAAUGGAUUUUCUGUAA